AUGACUUUCUCUGGCCAUUGCCUCUGCCGUGCAGUAACCUACAUCGUCGACCCGGCCUCUCCUCUCGUGGUCUACUGCCACUGCGAUGACUGUCAGCGCAACACCGGGUCCACAUACGCUCUGAUCUUGACAUCCCCCAAGGAUACGGUGCAUAUCCAGGGUCCGCUUCGCACCUUCACCAGUGUGGGCAGCUCAGGCCUUGCCGUGCAUCGCAGCUUCUGUGGGGUCUGUGGGAGCCCGAUAUCCGAUGUUGCGGAGAGUGCGCCCGAGGAGAUCUCCAUCAAGGGUGGCUCACUGGAACCGGAGUGCAAGAGACGGUUACAGCCGUCGGAGGAAUUGUGGACGGCUAGUAAACUGUCCUUCUGUCAGGAACAGUUGCCACAGUCUCACUUGCAUAUGCCCGAGUGAUGGUAUCUGUUGAGUUCCGGCUGCAAUUAGUGAGGAUUCGCGUUCGUGCAAAGCAAGUGUGAUUGUGUUCUUUGGAGUAUUGAGGAGGCACUCCAUUGGGUUCGUGAUAGGUGCGUGUGAUGAGCCGAGCUAAAGCGUUAUAGACCAUCUUCCAACAAGCCAGUUUUUCUUCAUCACAAUUGUUUAAGUCGAUACAAGGAUGCGUAGUCUUUGGGUGGGAUUUUGCUUCCGUCGAGAAUGAGUGGAUCUUGAUUGUGCCCUUGGAUCCCUUUCAGAUAUUGUUUGGAGAGGGUCUUCCCUCCUGCUUGCACUCGCACGCUCUUGCCAUGAUGAGCUCGCAGUGCAAACGCGUGCAUUACCGC
Molecule: messenger RNA, 770 nt
Organism: Aspergillus aculeatinus CBS 121060
Lineage: Eukaryota; Fungi; Ascomycota; Eurotiomycetes; Eurotiales; Aspergillaceae
Product: GFA family protein
Exons: 3
Coding region: 1-408 (135 amino acids)
Molecular function (GO): carbon-sulfur lyase activity
Source: RefSeq, a predicted model, not a curated record